AUGAGGACCGCCGGCGUAGACGUAGCAGGGAUGAGAAAAUACGAGUGCGGCGCUUGUUCCACCGAAUACAAGCUGUACCGGGACCUGGUGUGCCACCUGUUCUGGCGCCACGGAACGGAGAGUCAGAGCUGCGGCAAAUGCCCGGUGCGGAGGUGGCAGUACGCGCUCCACAUAUGCAACGUACUGCCGUACGAUGACCUGGUGUACGGCGACGAACCUGACGCCGAUGUGGAGACCGCCACCUACAGCACCAGCUCUAGCUCAAGCUCAGCUCAAGCUCAAGUCAAGUUCAAGCUCAAGCUCAAGCUCAAGCUCGACUCUGACUCUGACUCUGACUCGGAACAGCCGCGGGAAAGUAUUUACUGUUCCUGCGGCAGGGAGGUCCCCGACGCCUACAUGAUCGGGUGCGAUGGUGACCACUGUGCGUACCAGUGGUACCAUUACACCUGCGUAGGUAUAACCGAGGCGCCAGACGGGAAAUGGUUCUGUCCGACGUGCGCCGACCGGUGA
This is a messenger RNA of Diatraea saccharalis (sugarcane borer), 510 nucleotides long. Lineage: Eukaryota; Metazoa; Arthropoda; Insecta; Lepidoptera; Crambidae. The record is from the annotation of a GenBank genome assembly.